UUUACUCAAGCCUAUGGGUGCCCGCCGGUUAUAGUAUAUGACAGCAGUCAUUCCACGCGCACCGUCUUCUGAGUCACUGCGUGUCCUUUGACCUCUGUCGCUUCUAAAAUAGAGAAAGGACCUUGUGGAGACUUGAGUCAGAGUUGCAGUUGUUGACUGCGACGUUUUGUCCGUCAGUCAAAGAGUUUAGCCACGUGUGAUUUCUGAAGUAAAGUAGCUACGAAAUACGUGAAAAGUUUUGCUUCAGGAGUUGCGAUGUUUGUCAUAUCGCGGACUCAUUUCGUAAGUUCGCAUCUUUUGGAUAAAACGAGCUUGUCCUGAGGGAACUGAAGACGAUAGGUAGAAGACUCUUCACAUUACUCCAGUUACUCGUCUUAUGGGUCUUCUGUGCCUUACAAAUCCCAAGUGACGCCAGUUGAUCUGUAUCAGCACAUUCUCCUGAUCUCUAGUGUCUCCAUCAAUCAGUGGAGGGUGAUGAGGGGGGUGGGGAGCCUGCAGCUCGUUCUGCUUUUGGCCUUGACCUCCAGAGCCACAAGCCUCAACAUCCCUCUGGAAGUGGAGCAGCCUCCAACCAUAAUUACUCACACAGCUGGUCCCAUUAUUGCCCUUCCUUUUGAAAACACGAUCUCUAUCAGGUGUGAAGCCAGGGGCAAUCCUCCACCAGAAUACAGAUGGACAAAAGAUGGAAAAGACUUUAUCCCUCCCCACAAAAUAGGCCACAUGGAUGGAACUUUAGUGCUUUCAAUGAAGCACUUUGUGCAAUACCGCGGUAAAUACAGAUGCUACACUUUUAACAAGCUGGGAACUGCCAUGACAGAGGAGAUUGAACUGAGAGUUUCUAGUGCUCCCAAAUUUCCGAAGGAGUAUAAUCUCCCUAUUAUUGUUAAGGAGGGAGAGCCGAUCACCCUGGAGUGUAACCCUCCAGAAGGCGUUGCCCCACGUAAGAUCUACUGGAUGACCCUUGGUCUCGAACACAUUGAGCAGGAUGAGAGGGUUUCCAUGGGCAUUGAUGGCAACCUGUACUUCUCUAAUGCCUUACAGAAAGACAGUCGUCAGGACUACUGUUGCUUUGCUGCCUUCUCCAAAAUACGCACCAUUGCCCAAAAAAACGCGAUGGCUGUCGUGGUCAAGAGCUUGAAACGUGGCAAUGAAUCUGCUGACAGCGCCAAUGCCAACGAAGCCCCCGCAGUGAGACUACCUGGCCUGCUGCUGCCCUCUGGUGUUCAGACAGAGAAGGUGCUGUUGAAGGGAGAGCAUCUCCAGCUUGAGUGUAUACCACAGGGAUAUCCCACUCCAAAGAUAAGCUGGAUGAAAAUGGGAGACAAGCUGCCUCCACGGACAAAAUAUGACAACUUUGGAAAGCUGUUGUCCUUAUCUGAUAUAGAUGAGAGGGAUGCCGGGAAAUACUUGUGUAAAGCCCAAAACUCUGCUGGAGAGGCUGUUCACUACUUUGAUGUAAUAGUGGAAGAGCCGCCAAAGUGGCACACAGAGCCUCCUCCGAGCCAGCUGACCGUGAUUGGGUCUGAUGUUUACAUCAAGUGCUCUGUCAGAGGAAAACCACAGCCAGAGAUAACAUGGAGGAGGAAUGGAGAGUUUUUCAGAGAUGACCCAGAGAACAACAGGCGAGUACUCGAUGACACUGUGGUGCUCCAUAAUGCCAAACCAGAGGACAGUGCUGUCUACCAGUGUGAAGCCUCCAACAGUCAUGGCAGUGUUCUGGCCAACAUUAACAUCAUGGUCAUAAAUAUGGCACCGCGGAUAUUGACAAGGGAUAACCAAGAAUACGCUGUAGUACUAGGAGGGGAUGUCAUCAUGAACUGCAGUGUUUUCAGCUCUCCACCCUCAAACAUCUCAUGGUCCAAUGAUGGGAAAGCCAUUGCGGGAGAACGAUUUCUUGCUCUGAGUGGAUCUUUGCAAAUCAUUGGUGCAGAAAAAAAUGACAGUGGGAAAUAUGUGUGUGUCGCCUCUAACACGGAAGGCAGGUCAGCUGUCACUGCUUACCUGGAUGUGAAAGACCCUACAAAAAUAGUAAUUCCACCUCAAGACGUGCAGAUCAUCAGUGGGACCACAGCCCAGUUGAUGUGCCAGGCAGAGUAUGAUAAAAGCCUGCGGGGUGCCUUUGAGAUGGUAUGGAGGAAGGAUGGUGAGGAUAUCCCACUUUACUUUGAGGAACAUUCCAGAUACUUUGUGGACGAUGGCAUGCUGCAGAUCAUGAAUGUGAACCAGAGUGAUCAAGGAAUAUACACAUGCAUUGCUAGAACCAGCCUAGACGAGGACAAUGCCACUGCAAUACUCACCGUGCUGGACAUUCCUGAUGCUCCAAAAAAUGUAAAGAUAUCUGAACUCAAGAGUCCGAGAAAUGUUCAUCUGUCUUGGAUACCUGGGAGUGAUCACAAUAGCUCUGUAACAGAAUUUAUAGUGGAGUAUGAGGAAAACCAAUGGGAGCCUGGCAGGUGGAAGGAGCUACAGAAAGUUCCCGGUAACCAGGCAACAGCCGAGCUACCAUUACGUGGACACCUUAACUACCAGUUCAGAGUGUAUGCUGUUAAUGCUGUUGGACCUGGACCCCCCAGUCAGCCCACUGAGAGAUACAAAACACCCCCUGCUGCUCCUGAGAGGAACCCAGAAAACAUCAAAAUUCAAGGCCAUCUUCCUCAUCAAAUGGACAUUAGCUGGGAGCCGCUGUUGCCUAUUGAACACAAUGGGCCAGGCCUGGAGUACAAGGUGAGCUACAGGAAACUGGGGGUGGAAGAUGACUGGAGGGAGCAUCUGGUCAAAAGACACUCCUUUGUCGUGAGGAACACGUCCACUUUUGUUCCCUACGAGAUUAAAAUUCAGAGUAGGAACAGCCACGGCUGGGGACCAGAUCCCAAAGUUGUUACUGGCUACUCUGGAGAAGAUGUUGUCUUUUGGCAUUGUCUGCGGGAAAAUGUGUCAGUCCCGACUGCAGCACCACGGGACGUAGCAGUGGAGGUGAUCAACACCACUGUUCUGAGGGUUAGCUGGACCCCGGCACCACCUGCCACAGUGAGAGGUCAUCUAGGGGGCUAUGAUGUUCACUGGUUGAGGAAAAAAAGUUUGCUGAAUCCCAACAAGGUUUUAGAUGAGCGCCAGACCCUGUCAUUUCCUGGGAAGAGGACUCAUGCCAUCGUACCGGGCCUUAAACCUUUCUCUGAGUACAGACUCACUGUCAGUAUUUUCAACAAGAAGGGCAAUGGGCCCCACAGUGACCCGGUAACCUUCAGCACUCCAGAGGGAGUUCCUGCGCAAUUGCCCAUCCUGACUGCCUCCAACGCCCAAAAGGACUCCAUUUUGCUGGUAUGGGGCCCACCGCUGGAGGUGAAUGGCAUCCUCACUGGUUAUCUCCUGCAGUACCACCGCAUUAAUGAGACCACACUGGAGGUGGUUGAUUCCCAGGAGAAGAACAUCACUGAGGCUGACACCACCCAGUGGCAGCUCCAGGGCUUAGAGGAGGGCAGCCUCUACCGUUUCCACCUCAGUGCCUGCACUCGAGCAGGUUGUGGACCCGCACUGGCUCAAGAGAGCAGCACCGUUGCUCAUGCACAUUUGUCCCCGACUCCAGCUGAGGCCCCUAUUCAGAGCAGCUUCAACUGCUCUCUCUCUUUUCCCAGCUCUAUUGCAGGAAAUUCUACUCAUCCUUAUUUAGUUCCAGCCCUGUUGAACAUAAGCUCUUAUGUAAGUGACACCUUUGCCAAAAUCAGCUGGACUGCCAGAGAAGAGCAGCAGGACUCUGAGCUUUAUGUGGCUUAUAUGAAUAACCGUGAUGGUAACUGGCGGAUUUCAGAGGCUGUAAACACUUCUCAAAGUUUCCACGUAAUUGAUGGGCUCAAACCUGGGACGGUGUACACCGUGCGCCUCAUGGCCAAGAGGCUGCUCGAUAACGCUAGCAUUUUUGAAGACGUUAUCAAGACUCAAGUCAAAGGCGCAGCAGGUCAGCGGAGCGACUUUUCAACCCAGGGCUGGUUCAUUGGGACCAUGUGUGCUGUGGCGCUCCUCACCCUUGUCACGCUCACGACCUGCUUUGUGCGGAGAAACAAAGGUGGCAAGUAUGCAGGUACGCCGCCGCCGACCCAGCGACAAGAAAUGUUCUCCAUGGAAAAAGUGAAAGAGAAGGAGGACCUCCACCCUGAUGUAGAGUCACAAGGGAUGAAUGAUGACACCUUCUGUGAAUACAGUGACAGCGAAGAGAAGCCACUGAAGGGCAGUAGCUCGUGUUCCCUGAAUGACGCGUUUGGAGACAGCAUCAGCAGAGACAGCCUGGUUAACUAUGCUGAUGGUGGAAGAGAAUUCAAUGAGGAUGGUUCAUUUAUUGGAGAAUAUUCCGGACACAAGCACAGAGGUUCUGUUAGUGAGACUAGUGGACCCGGACCAGUCACUGCAUAAAAACCCACUUCCAGUUAAAAUGGUCUGCUUCAAAUUUUUUCAAGAUACUUUUUAAAAUGUAGCUUCACUGGCAUUAAAUAUAACUUCAAUAGCCAAAAAUGGGGUAAUAAAAAUGACUCAAAUGUGCAGAAAUUUUGCCCAGGGACUCCUUUCUUUGUACAUACAGUAAGAGAAUGACCUGUAUCAUUUGAGUUUUUCAAGAUUUUAUUAAUAAAAAUAGUUUUUUGUAUCUAUAAAACAUGAUCUUAAGCUGUGUAUAUUGAAAAAUGAAAAUGUCCAGUACA
Etheostoma spectabile (orangethroat darter) is the source of this 4688-nucleotide messenger RNA. RefSeq names its product neural cell adhesion molecule L1-like protein. Gene Ontology annotation, molecular function: cell-cell adhesion mediator activity. The coding region runs from base 475 to 4404 and encodes 1309 amino acids. The record is from RefSeq and is a predicted model, not a curated record. The transcript is spliced from 31 exons. Gene Ontology annotation, biological process: cell-cell adhesion; axon guidance; brain development. Gene Ontology annotation, cellular component: plasma membrane; axon. Lineage: Eukaryota; Metazoa; Chordata; Actinopteri; Perciformes; Percidae.